This is a messenger RNA of Pyrenophora tritici-repentis Pt-1C-BFP, 1054 nucleotides long. RefSeq names its product FabG, Dehydrogenase with different specificities (related to short-chain alcohol dehydrogenase). Gene Ontology annotation, cellular component: peroxisome. Gene Ontology annotation, biological process: phospholipid transport. The record is from RefSeq and is a predicted model, not a curated record. Gene Ontology annotation, molecular function: oxidoreductase activity. NCBI's taxonomy places the organism in Eukaryota, Fungi, Ascomycota, Dothideomycetes, Pleosporales, Pleosporaceae.
AUGCCAUCUACCAAGAGCAAGAACAUUAUCAUCACAGGCGGUGCGCGAGGCAUAGGCCGCUGCACAGCACGACACCUACUGUCGCUACCAGUCUCGCACCGCGUCUUCAUCAUCGACUUUGACGCCGACGAGCUCGACUACGUCGUCAACACGCACCUCUCGGCCUACGCACCCCGCGUCAGCUCCUCAAUAACCAAUCUGCGCCACCCAGAGGAAAUCCGCAGCGCCGUACAAAAAGCCGCAGACUUCUUCGGUGGCCGCAUAGACGUGCUGAUCAACAAUGCAGGCGUCGCCCGCGGCUUCUUCAACGCCGGCAACGGCACCAUGGAAGACGUGGCUACGGGCGAGCAAUGGGAACAGUACAUUGCUACGAACCUCAGUGCACCCUUUUAUAUGAGCCAGGCUGUUAUUCCGUUCAUGAAGAGUCGGAAUACGCAAAAGGAAGGUGCCGAGGGCGUCGAUCGCAAGAAAGAUCUUAAGCGCACAGCCGAGUUCAACCAGCUACCACUCAACUUGCACGGAGACGACAAGCUAGACGAAGGCGGGUGCAUCAUCAAUAUUGCCUCGUUUCGUGCUCAUCAGUCUGACCCUGAUUGCGAGGGCUAUGCAGCGAGCAAAGGCGGUGUCUUGGCGCUCACACAAGCCAUGUCUGUGUCUUGCCAGCGCUGGGGCAUCCGCGUCAUAGCUAUUUCACCAGGCUGGGUCAGUGUAGACCAUGAGAACAAGGCGAGGGAUUUGAAGAUAAAGGAGAUGCAAGAUAGGUCGUACAAGGAGAUGGCGGCGCAUGAGGCUGAAGCAGAGAAGCUGAGGAUGAUGGCAUGGGCGGAAGAUUUAGACGAAUUGUAUCAUAAGCAGCACCCCGCUGGUAGGGUGGGUAGGGGAGAAGAUCUUGCUGAGAUGGUUGAGUACGUCAUGGGUGCUGGGUUCCUGAGCGGGCAGGAGUUGGUGUUGGAUGGGGGUGCAAACCGGAGGAAGAACCCAAAUAUAUGAGUGCAUGUGGGGGAUAUUGUCUGAAUAUUAUAGCCAUUGAUAAAGCUAUGAGUAUCAAUCAAGC